Molecule: messenger RNA, 2199 nt
Organism: Mangifera indica (mango)
Lineage: Eukaryota; Viridiplantae; Streptophyta; Magnoliopsida; Sapindales; Anacardiaceae
Product: cyclic nucleotide-gated ion channel 1-like
Exons: 7
Coding region: 88-2085 (665 amino acids)
Biological process (GO): transmembrane transport; monoatomic ion transport
Cellular component (GO): membrane
Molecular function (GO): monoatomic ion channel activity
Source: RefSeq, a predicted model, not a curated record
ACUAGACAGAAAUAAAAUACAUUUUGAUCUCCAAUCAAUAUUUGCUAGUUUAGUUGAAGAACAUCAAGCCCUUCUUUGUCAGAAGCUAUGAAACCAUAUAUGAGAAGCUUCGAUGAGGACAUAGAAGAAGCCAAGCCUUUGUGGCAACAUUACAAAGCUACAAAAAGUCCCAAGAAAAUGUCAGGGCUGAAGCUAUGGAGGUGGACUGGUUCACCAGUAUUACCAGUGACAUCAUUUCACCGUUCUGUGUUCGGUGUCACUGGCGCCUGUCUAAAUCAUUGGACCAAUUUCCAUCACUUACUAUCAAGAAAAUGGGUCUUGCGGAGCUUCUCUUUGGCCGGAAUCUUUACGGAUCCUUUGUUCUUGUACAUUCUGGUGAUCAAUGAUCGCAAAAAGUGCCUGGGACUGGACAAGAACUUGGGGACAGCACUGAUUUUUGUCCGGUCUUUCUUUGAUUUCUUUGAUUUCGUGUAUAUUAUUUUUCGACUGCAUGCUUACUCUCUUCGUAAGCUCAGUAGAACAGGUUUUUCAAGCGAUAAAUCCCGGAAAACUGCAAGGAAAUAUUUCCUGUAUGACUUUCCCAUUGACUUUCUCUCAAUUCUUCCACUCCCACAGGGAGUGAUCUGGGUUCUGAUAAGAGGCUCGAAAAUUCAGAACCCAAUGAAGUUACUGCAAUAUAUUGUUAUUUUCCAAUAUGUCCCGAGGUUAAUUCGGAUUUUCCCAUUAUUCAGAAAAGUCAAAAAAGCUUUCAGGAAUCUUUAUGACUCUACAGUCACCAAAGUAGCCUUUAACCUUCUUCUUUACAUGCUUGCAAGCCAUGUUUAUGGAUCUUUAUGGUACUUUUUGGCUAUAGAAAGAGAAACAGUUUGCUGGAGGAGAGCCUGUGUAAAUCACCCUGGAUGCAGUCAUAUUUCCCUUUACUGUCGUGAGAAUGUGGGAGACUUCACUUUUUUAAACAGUUUAUGCCCAACAAAACAGCCAAAUGCUACAGUGUUUGAUUUUGGAAUUUACCAUGAUGCUCUUCAGUCUGGCAUUGUAGAGGUGACAGAUCUUCCCCAGAAGUUUUUAUAUUCCUUCGUAAGGGGCCUGCAAAUCCUCAGUUCUUUAGGUCAAAACCUUCGGACGAGUUCCUACAUCUGGGAAAACUUCUUUGCAGUUUUGGUAAUCCUUUCUGGCUUGAUGUUCUUUCUCUAUCUGAUUGGAAAUAUGCAGAUAUACCUACAGUCGAGAACUGCGAAAGCAGAAGAGAUGAGAUUAAAGGGACAAGAGAUAGAACAGUGGAAGGGUUUCAGAAAGCUCUCAGAUAAUCUUCAACAGAAGGUCAGGAAAUACAGACAAUAUGUAUGGAGAGAAACCAGAGGUGUUGACGUUGAAAAUUUGAUUAAAAAUCUUCCCAGGGACCUCAGAAGUAGAGUCAAGAGUGAACUGAGCUUAGAUUUGCUCAAGAAAGUACCACUGUUUGAAAGCAUGACUGAAUCACUUCUGAAUGACUUAUGCGACCGACUGAAGCCGAUGCUGUACACAGAGGACAGUUACUUCGUUCGGGAAGGCCACCCAGUCGACGAGAUGCUGUUCGUCAUGCAAGGCAAGCUUUCAAGCGUGGCAACUGACGGAGGAAGAGCAGGCUUCUACAACGCUCACUAUGUCAGAGACGGCGACUGCUUUGGAGAUAUACUCAUCUCCUGGGCACUGAAUCUUCAGUCCUCCAACGACCUCCCCAUCUCAACAAGAACAGUCAGAGCCCUCACUGAAGUUGAAGCCUUUGUUCUCAAGGCUGAUGACUUGAAGUUUGUGGUCUCUCAAUUCAGGCCUGCCACUAAACAUCAAGAGCAUUUGUAUAGCUACUACGCUGGUCCGAAGAGAUCUGACGCAGCCCAGUUGAUACAGAAGGCUUGGCACAAACAUAAGAGAAGGAAGCUUGAAGAAGCUCUCCCGGACGAAGAAGAGAUUCGGUUGCAUUUGCAAGAUGAAUGGUUUAAGCCUAGUGGAAAUUCGUCUCGUUCGCAUGCAAGCUCUUCUGAUGAAUCCUUGUUUCUAGAUUUGGAUCCUCAUACCUCUAAUUUUACUUACUAUAAUUUUACUUAAUCUGUAAAAGGAUGUAAAUGCACAUGCCAGUUUCAACGUAGGAUUAUUUAUUUUUCAUUUUUACCAUAAAAAAUAUAACAGUAAUGUGUACUAAAUGCAUUUGAAUUUGGGCCA